Messenger RNA from Labeo rohita (rohu), 5401 nucleotides. RefSeq names its product mannose receptor, C type 1b (gene mrc1b). Lineage: Eukaryota; Metazoa; Chordata; Actinopteri; Cypriniformes; Cyprinidae. Gene Ontology annotation, molecular function: signaling receptor activity. The record is from RefSeq and is a predicted model, not a curated record.
AAAUUAGAUGUAACCAGUGGAUGGCAGUGGAGCAAUGGACAGCCGUUACGUUAUCUGAAAUGGCUCAGUGGAUACCCAACCACACAACCUGGCUACAAUUGUGGCGUUCUGAAAAAUGCUUUUGGUUCUGAAUGGUCAAAUGAACCUUGUUCUGAAAAACAUGGAUAUGUCUGCCAAAGAGGCCAUUCUGUUCCUAGUCUUCCACCAGUGGUGAACACUGGGUUUUGCCAUAGCCCAUGGAUUCCAUAUUCAGGCAACUGUUAUCUCCUUCACCGCAACAAGAAAACAUGGCUGGAGGCGCGAGACUCCUGUCUGCGGGAAGGAGGAGACCUACUGAGUAUUAUCAGCAAAGAAGAACAAAGCUUUGUCAUCACACAGCUUGGAUACUUGAAAACAGACGAGCUGUGGAUUGGUUUCAAUGACCGCAAAACUCAGAUGCUGUUUGAGUGGAGUGACCAAUCUAGCGUCCCGUUUGCCUCAUGGGAGGUGAGGGAGCCGAGUCACAGUGCUCUCCAUGCAGAGGACUGCGUGUUAAUGAGAGGAGAGGAGGGAAAGUGGGCUGAUGAUGUUUGUGAAAAAAAGUAUGGAUUCGUCUGUAAGAAGCCAACCAGCUCCAAAGCCUCAAAUAAUGACACAGCUGUCACAAGCCCGGGAUGCAAAACAGGUUGGACCAGGUACGGGUACUACUGCUACAUGGCAGGAUCCGAAACUAAGACCUUUGAAGAAGCAAAACAGAUGUGUCAGAAAGCUGAUUCUGAACUGGUUGAUAUUUCAUCCAGAGUAGAAAAUGCAUUCCUCGUUAGUCUAGUUGGAGCACGACCAGAGAAAUACUUCUGGAUUGGACUGUCGAAUCUAAAGGAUCUGCACAGUUUUGAAUGGACCAACUCUAACAAAGUCCCAUAUACUCAUUUCAACGCUGGGAUGCCAGGAAGAAAACAAGGCUGUGUUGCCAUGACGACUGGACUGGUUGCUGGGCUUUGGGAUGUGCUCAGCUGCUCAAAUAAAGAAAAAUACAUCUGUAAGCAACGAGCUGAUGGACUAGUUACGACUCUAGCCCCAUCAACCGCAUCUCCUUUAGGCUGUCCCGAAGACUGGACGUCACUUGUGUCUAGAGACUUUUGUGCCAAGUAUUUUAAUGUACCUAUGAACCAAAUGAAGACUUGGGAUGAAGCUCUUGACUUCUGCCAUGAAAUUGGCGGUGAUCUCCUGAGCAUCCAUCAUGAGGCUGAUAUUCCUUGGAAACAAGGAGGAGUGUAUCCAGCAUGGAUUGGUUACAGAAUGUACGAUCCCACUGUAGGUUUUGUUUGGAGUGAUGAUUCUUCGUCAUCCUAUCAAAGCUGGGCUACUGAUGAACCAAACAAUUUGAACAACAUUGAAAAUUGUGUUGAAAUGCGAAUUUCAUAUUGGGACAGUGAUGGAGCAUGGAAUGACGUCAACUGUGAAGACAAAAAGGACUGGUACUGUCAGAUCCGAAAAGGAAAGACACCAAAGGAAGUAAAUAUUACAGAUCCAUAUUAUAAUAAAACAGAGGAUGGCUGGAUUCAGUUCAAAGGUAGCCAGUACUAUGUGUCUCACUACUCAGCACUUGCUGUGCAAGAUGCUCGGGCUUUCUGUAAGAAAUCACAUGGAGAUCUUGUAGUUAUCAGUGAUCAGGAUGAGCGGGUGUUCCUUUGGCAUCAGGCUAAAAAUUCGCACAACGAUUUAAUCAUUGGUUUGACAGUUGAUCUGGAUGGGACUUACCAGUGGAUAGAUGGGUCCCCCAUAGUGUUUCAAGCUUGGGAAACAAAUCAGCCUGCUUUUAAAAACAGUGAGGAAAGAUGUGUGAAGAUGACCACAUCUCAAGGACUCUGGGAAACUAUUAACUGUGGUGAUGAAUAUAAUUUCGCUUGUAAGCGAAGUCAGUCUCCUCCAGUGAAUACCACGGUGGCCCCUACACAAGAGCCAAAAGGAGGCUGUGCUCCUGAGUGGAAAAACUUUGCAGGAAAAUGCUACAACAUAAAGGAAGAUGCAAAAACAUGGACAGAAGCAAGAAAAUACUGCAGAGAGCUUGGUGGAGAUCUGGCGUCUAUUAUAAAUCGACAACAACAAGCCUUUUUAAGCACACUGAUUAGAGAUAAAACCCCAGACUUCUGGAUUGGAUUCAGCAGUUUGGCAAACGGGAGGUUUAAGUGGACAGAUGGAAGUAGGGUACUGUUCACCGAGUGGGCCAAAGGAGAACCUCAAACCUAUUGGCGUUCGUACUGUUGGACAAAUGAUCACUAUUCAUCUGAACAGGAGUGUGUUUUUAUGGGCAAACCUUCAAGCUCAGACUUUGGCAAGUGGGUGACAAGCGACUGUAAUUCUACUCAAGGUUUUAUCUGCAGUCGUGAUGUUGAUCCUGCUAUUGCCUCAGUGCCAACUGAAGUUCCUAGAACCUUUGUCAAGCUCGGAAAUUCAUCUUUCAAAGUGAUUCAAGAGAACCUAACGUGGAGUGAAGCAAAGGGCCGCUGUGAGAAAGAGGGAGCUCAUCUGGCCAGCAUUCGCGAUUUCAUUUCACAAGCUUACCUUGAGUUGCAGAUCUAUAGGGCCAAACAGCCCUUGUGGAUCGGUCUCAGCAGUGCACAGACAAAUGGAUAUUUUCUAUGGGCAAAUAACUGGCCAAUGAGUAUGGAGAAAUGGGCAUCUUCUGAACCACGGCCCAACCGCCCUUGCGCAUACAUGGACAUAGGUGGAGAAUGGAAAACAAUUUGCAAUGAAACCUACUACAGUGUCUGUGAGCAAACAACAGAUGUUCCCCCGAUCAUUCCAGCACAGCACCCUGGGCACUGCCCAAAAGAAGAGGAUGACAGUCCAUUGAGGUGGAUACCUUUCAAAGACAGCUGCUAUGCUUUUGUAACAGACAUGAAAUCCUGGAGCAGAGCAGCUAGACUCUGUAUGACAUGGGGGGCAUCUCUUGUCAGCAUUAGGGAUGAAGAUGAACAGAAGUUUAUAGAGAGAAUCCUCAUGGUCCUCGACAGUUCCAAAGAUUUUUGGAUUGCACUUUUCCACAACCAGAAAGGACACUGGUUAUGGUCAGACAAUACUGUGGUAGAUUACACCAACUGGGCAGAUGAGAACGAUUAUGAAGAUGAAUAUCGAGGCUAUUCUUGGAAUCCUGACUGCGGAUUAAUAGAUUCCAAAUCUAAAAAAUGGAAAAAGCAACAUUGUGAUUACUCUCACUUUUCAUUUAUCUGCAAAACUGCCAAAGUAAUAAGUCCAACCAUUAAGGCCCCACAAGAAGGUCCUGAACCUCACAAGAUCAAUACGGGUUUGGCUGUGUUCUUGAGUAUUGCAGUGAUCGGCAUAUUGGGAGCUUUAGCUUUCAUGUACUACAGAAAUUCAAAAAGACCGUUAUUUGAAAAUCUCAUGGAUAAUAACAGAGAUGCUGCCUUUUCAGUUAAAGAUAACAAAACAUUAAUUGGCAACAUUGAGAUCACUGAAUAGAACUGUUUUAUAACGUCCCACUACUAGCAAACUUAAAGUCAUGUAACAGAAGUUAGAGCUGACUUAUGUCUUGUGAUAUAUUUCAGAGUGAAACAGGUUUUAGAAUGUGAUCAAUUAUAGGGCGGGACUUGACUUUAUUCAUUGAUAUAGUAAAUGUAUAAUAUCAAGGGUGGGGGUAAAGGAGUAGGUAUCUUGGUGAAUGGGACCUUAAGAGCAGAAAAUGCACCUCUUUUAUUUCUGAUUGUGGCUGUGUGUGUUUUGGGUUUUUAUAUGACUUUUUUUUUUCUUGAAUGAAAAUGAGGCUGUGAGGGAUAAACCUAGUCUUUACAAUGGUACACACUGUGUAUAAAACCCUACAUAUACUUUAUUUUUGAAUGCAUUUAUAGUUACAUUAAUUACAAUAAAUUACAUUAUAUAAAUAAAAUUUGAUGAUGUGCCAUUGAUUUAUUAGAAAACCAUGCACACCCAAGGUGGUUUUGGACCCAUUAAAACUAUUGCUGCAAAGAUGUUAGAAAAAUAAUUUUUCUUUGAAGCUAGAAACUGCCACCAUGUUUUAAAAAUAAUAAUAAUUUUAAUACAGCAAAAAAUAAUCAACUAAUGUACGUAAAACAUUCUCAAGCUUACUGAAGACAAGUAAACACUCCAAGUAGGCCUAUUACUUACAAACAAAAGGAUAAAGAAAUAUAUUAUUCAAAAAUACAAAUGAAAAAAAAAAUAGAAUCUUUUUUAAAAUAAUAAAUGUUAAAAUAAAACACUGCAAAAUGUACACAUUGAAGACGAUUCUUAUUAAAGUGAAUAAGUGAUUCAGUCAAGAAAAGUGAGUUAUUCUUUCUCUUUUGUUGUUUGAUUAAUAUUUAUGACGCGGUCGGCGGCUGCAGAUUUACGCUGCUGUCGCUUUAUAAUCUGACGCACAGAUCAAAUAUUUUGGCGCAUCAGUAUUUCUCCCAACUGUUCAGGUUUACUUAAGACGAAACCGACUUCAUUUACAUGAAUGGUCUCUAAGACGAGCAUACGGGUAGCAACAACAGACCCUAUUAGAAGCGAAAGAGAACCCGGUAUUCGCUCACUGAAUGAGAGGCGCGUUCUGUGAGCGCGCUUUGAGUGUGCGCGCACAUAAACCCGUCGGCUUUCAAGUAGCCUAUUGGACAAGACUUGAAAACACAUGCAAAUACUAAAUAUCACUUUUGUGAUAAUGCAUCCAGUCAGUGACAUUUCCGUCAACUUUCUCUGGACUCGGAUGGCCUCGGCAUAUUUUCAGAGUCCGAAAGGCUCGAGUCCGAGUCAAGUCCGAGUAAAAAUGCAUUCGAGUCCGAGUCGCCUAAAGAUUGUACUCGAGUCCGAGUACCCCAACUCUAUAGGCGUGUGUAUGUUUAGCUUACAUCGAUAGACGCUGCUGUGAUUUAGAUUAAAAAUGCAUAAAUACUCUGUACAUUUCAAACGAUCUGUAAUAACAGACAAAGCCAUAGUGACCACGUAAUAAAAAAUAGGUACUCACACUUGUGUCUUUGCCACAUUCAGAUCCAAUAUAUUGGGCACAGCAUCGUCUUUGAGUUUCAGUGUCUCUGAAAAUUCCACGUCGAAUUGUGCCUUGUUUGUAAACGAAUCCGUGGUAAAAUUAAGUAAACAAAGGACCAAGUUCUUACUGAAGCGGUCUGGAUCUUCAUUAAAAAUAAAGUUCAUCCAAUUUCGUUUUUGCAGACUGGCUUCAAUGUAAGCAGUUUUUAGACUAACUAGAAAGUUUUGAAGUCUGAAGUAUUUUAAAAGUAUUUUUCAUUAUUGAUGUUAACUAAAGUAGUUAACUAAUGUUAACAAAUGGAACCUUACUUUAAAGUGUUACCACAAUACUCAAUGAAGUGAAUGCACAAUGAGAGCCACAUUUGGGAAUCAACGCACGGAAACAACAAAUGGUAAAUCUGACGUGUGCAUUAUUUGUUUAGGA